Messenger RNA from Pocillopora damicornis (cauliflower coral), 945 nucleotides. RefSeq lists its product as uncharacterized. The record is from RefSeq and is a predicted model, not a curated record. Lineage: Eukaryota; Metazoa; Cnidaria; Anthozoa; Scleractinia; Pocilloporidae.
AUGUCCUUCACAAGUGCAAACUACUCCCUGGCACAACAGCAAGAGCUUGAAGCUGUCCAAGGACAUCAGAUGAUUCCCCUUCCGUCCGCAAUCUUAUUUACAUGUCUAGCGCCUUUGACAGUUUUGGGCAACGGCAUAUUGCUCCUAAUAUUUACCAAGAACACAGUUUCACUUCUUCGCACCCCGUCAAACUUUUUUAUUUUCAGUAUGGCUUUUGCGAACUUUCUUACCGGAGCCGUCCUUCAACCGCUGUUGGCGUACCGCUAUUACUACCUCUAUCUCAGCAAGGGGCCUCUGCUGAUGACAUUAAGGAAAGUAAUGUCGGCCUUUUCCAUCGUUACAAUGAACGUGUCUAUAAUUAGCGUAUGCGCCUUUUCUUGGGACAGCUUCCUGGCUUUGUCACAGCCCAUAAAACACCGGAAUUGGAUGACUGUUCGACGUGCUAAAGUACUAAUUUUCUGUACGUGGGUUUAUCAGAUAGGGUUUGCUUCAAUGCUGUUCACAAGAAUACCAUUGCCUUUGGUCCUAAAAACUGAUCUGUACGUGAACACGACUUUGGUGGCGUCACUCUUACUCCUAUCCUACUUUUUCCUCUACAAGGCCUUCAAAAAACGUGAAAGAAGAAGGGCGCGUUCAUUCAGUAAUCCGAAUUUGCAGCUUCGUCAUUUCAGAGUGAUUAGGAGGGGUACAAGUAUGGAAAAACGUAUGCGUAAAAUUAUAUUUUUGUUUACACUGGUGACCACCAUCCCAAUUAUUCCUGUAACUGUGGUGUGGUAUGUGACGGGGCAUUGUGUUAGGUGUCAGCGGUAUCAGCCUCUUGUACUGACAGAAAAAGUGCUUAAUCAACUAGUUUUCGUCAAGUUCGUUCUCGAUCCCUUUGUGUACGCAUGGCGAUUGGAAAGAUACCGCAGAGCGUUGAAGAAAAUGUUAUGUUACAUUCAAUGA